Messenger RNA from Drosophila miranda, 1269 nucleotides. Its product is annotated as cytosol aminopeptidase-like. Gene Ontology annotation, cellular component: cytoplasm. Gene Ontology annotation, molecular function: metalloaminopeptidase activity; manganese ion binding. Lineage: Eukaryota; Metazoa; Arthropoda; Insecta; Diptera; Drosophilidae. Gene Ontology annotation, biological process: proteolysis. The transcript has a single exon. Bases 1 to 1269 code for a protein of 422 amino acids. The record is from RefSeq and is a predicted model, not a curated record.
AUGAACGUGGAUGUGGAGUUCCGUGCGGCGGCCGUGGUCGGCGUGGGACAGGAGGGUGCUGGCUUCAACGACCUGGAGAUGAUCGACGAGGGAAUGGAAAACGUUCGCGUCGCUGCUAGCGUGGGUGCUCGUGUCCUUCAACUGCAGGGCUGCACAGAUGUCUUCGUUGACUCGAUGGAGUAUCCGGAGCAGGCGGCCGAGGGGAGCUGUUUGGCCGUCUGGCGCUAUCAUACUAGCCGGUGCCUACCGACCCGCAUACACAUUCCCAAAUUGGAUUUGUACGACUCUCCCGACUCGGAUGCCUGGCUGCGUGGCCUGUUUAAGGCCGAAUCGCAGAACGUGGCACGUCGCCUGUCCGAUACGCCUGCCAAUCAGAUGACGCCCUCAAUAUUUUCGCAGUCAGCGGUGGAUGCCCUGUGUCCCUGCAAGCUAUCCGUGGAGGUACGUGGCAUGGACUGGAUUGAGUUCAAGAGCUUGAACAGCUUCUUGAUGGUGGCCAAGGGCAGCUGCGAGCCGCCGAUCAUCUUGGAGAUCGCCUACUGCGGCACCGCACCCAAGGACAAGCCAAUCCUCCUGCUGGGCAAGGGUUUGACGUUCAACAGCGGGGGUCUCUGCCUCCGUCCCAAGGACUGUUUGUCCAUGUACCGCGGCUGCAUGGCCGGUGCAGCAGCCUGCGUCGGCGUCAUCCGUGCCGCCCUGUCGCUGUCCAUAAACAUUACGGCACUGCUGCCAUUGUGCGAGAACAUGUCCUCUGGAAUGGCGGCCAAGCCUGGCUUCGUGGACGUCAGCAAGGCUGGUGUGGUGGCAAUGGCCGAUCCCUUGCUCUACGCUCAGGCUGCAUACAAGCCGUGCAUGGUCGUGGACGUUGCAACAGUUGGCUAUGCCGUCUGCCCAGCGCUGGGAGGAUCAGCCGCGGGGUUUUUUAGUAACUCCAAUUUUCUAUACAAGCAGUUCGAGAAGGCCGGUGCCCUUACGGGGGAUCGCAUUUGGCGGCUCCCCCUGUGGCGCUACUUUAAGGAACUGAUCAUGCCGAACGAGACUUUCGACAUCAGCAACCGCGGACGUGGUCCCGCCUCCAGCUGCAUCGCUGCCGCCGUUCUGCACGAGCUGGUCCCUUGCGUCGAUUGGGCCCACCUGGACAUUCGCAAUGUGGGCAUGCUGACGCGCUACAACCCGCUGCCGUAUCUGCUGAAAGACUGCAUGACUGGCCGACCCACACGAACCAUCGUUCAGUUCCUGUAUCAGAUUGCUUGCCCAGACAGAAAGUAA